AUGCAGACCCUCCUCUUCCUCCUCCUCUGCGUCCUCGGCGUCCUCGUAUCUUCGGAUGAGAAGCUCGAGUACACCCGCAUUAUCAACGGCAGGUGGAUCCCGAAGAAGAUGGUGGUCUGGACGCCCGGGGUGCUCAUCAACAUCACAUGGCUGUCCGUCGCCCUAUCUAAAGUGGCGUGGUGGUUCGCAUAUAUGACGCAGAACAUGGCGUGCAGGUGCUGA
Messenger RNA from Lasiosphaeria miniovina, 222 nucleotides. RefSeq lists its product as uncharacterized. Bases 1 to 222 code for a protein of 73 amino acids. The record is from RefSeq and is a predicted model, not a curated record. NCBI's taxonomy places the organism in Eukaryota, Fungi, Ascomycota, Sordariomycetes, Sordariales, Lasiosphaeriaceae. The transcript is spliced from 2 exons.